GGAGGAGGAGGAGGAGGAGGAGGAAGAGGAAGAGGAAGAGGAGGAGAUAAGUGUUAAAGUAACUGAAGAGCCUUCUGUUGUAGAUAGGGUGAAGGAGGAAGAGGAGGAGGAGGAAGAUGAGGAAGAUGAAGAGGAGGAAGGUGAGAUUGAGGAGACUAGAGAGGCUGUGACACAGAGAACCUUUGACCACCCAUACUUCACUGGAGACAUCCACCAGCAGCAGGACAAGGCUGAGGAAGAUGAGGAGGAGGAAGAGUAUGAAGAGGAGAAAAGAGAAGCAGAGCAUCAGCCACAGGAGAUCCUGGAGGAAGAGGAGGAGGAGGAGGAGGAGGAGGAUGAAGAUGACAUUGAGGAGGUGGACGUGAGAGUGCACCCUGUCUUCCUGCCCACAACCAUCACCAUCACUGCAGCAGCUCAGGGACCAGCCACACGGAGGGAGAGAGAGGACAACAGGGCCAGGACUACAGAGGACUACAUCCCCCACAGGACCAGCCACCUGGAGAACUACAACCCCCAAAGGACCAGCCCACUGGAGAACUACAACCCCCACAGAGUCAGCCCCUUACAGCACUACACCUCCCAUAAGGCCUCAGCAGCCUCUGACAUCAUCGAGGUGCGCUCAGAGGAUUCGGGGAAGGACUACGAUGAAGAAGAUGGUGAUGAGGAGGAAGAAGAUGAGAGUUUGUCUCAGAGGUGGACGGAUGAGUCAGAGAUGUAUGAUAUGACCCGGGGUAACCUGGGGCUUCUGGAGCAGGCCAUCGCCCUGAAGGCAGAACAGGUGAAGGGGCCUCGCGACCUCCUCUUCCGUCACCCCGUCGUCACCCCGGAGCUCCACCACCGCUACUUCACCAUGGACGACCGGCCCAAACACCUGGACACCAUGCGCAAGAGCUACUUCAGCAGCAAAGGCAAGGCUGCCUCUACAGAGGGCAGCAGGUCAGAGAAGAGGGAGAUCAAAUGCCCCACCCCUGGCUGUGACGGGACUGGUCAUGUUACUGGACUCUACCCCCACCACCGCAGCCUGUCUGGCUGUCCACACAAGGACAGGAUCCCCCCUGAGAUCCUGGCCAUGCAUGAGAACGUCCUGAAGUGUCCGACUCCAGGCUGCACUGGACAGGGCCAUGUUAACAGCAACCGCAACACCCACCGCAGUUUGUCAGGAUGCCCCAUCGCAGCCACAGAGAAGCUGUCCAAGAGUCACAACCUUGACAAGCAGCAUCUCUCCCAGCCAAUCAGAGAGCACCUCAAAGAAAGUCCCAACAACAAUGACAGAGUCCUGAGGCCCAUGUGUUUUGUGAAGCAGCUGGAAGUGCCUCACUAUGGGCAGUACAGGCCCAAUAUGGUGCCUGCCACACCUCGUGCCAACCUGACCAAGGAGCUGGAGAAGUACUCCAAGGUCUCCUUUGAUUAUGCAAGCUUCGACUGUCAGGUGUUUGGGAAGCGCAUGCUUGCUCCAAAGAUACCGAUCGGUGAAGAAGACUCAACCAAAGCCUUCAAAUCUAAACUCUCGUCCCCCAAGUCUUCUUCUCCCAGCCUCAGCCUGCAUGGAGGCAGUGGAAAGACUGCCUCUUCUUCUGCCUACGACUACUCCCAUGAAGCCCAGGCCGCCCACAUGGCUGCCACCGCCAUCCUAAACCUGUCCACACGCUGCUGGGAGAGGCCUGAGAACCUGAGCACCAAGCACCAGGACCUGGCCAGCAAGAGCAUGGACAUCGAGGUGGACGAGAAUGGGACUCUUGACCUGAGCAUGAAGAAGCCCGUCAAAAGAGAGGGCACCAGCCCUGGGGUGCGUUCCCCGGACCCCUCCUGCUCCUCCUCUUCCUCCCUGCACCACGGAGGCAGCAGUGGCAUGACCUCGCCCCACACGGGCCACGCCUACAAACAGGAACACUGGGAGGAGCCUCUGGACUACACCAAACCCAACCGCCAGCGAGAAGAGGAUACAGAGGAGAUGGAGCACCACACAGCGCGGUCAUUUGCCUCAUCCGACCAUGAGGACAUGGACCUGAUGCAGGACUACCCCGAGGAGAGGAAUUACCCCGGAGAGGUCACCACCCCAAACUUCAAGGUCCAGUUCCAACAGCCCAAGGAUUGCAAGAAAGAUGUGCUCCUGUGCCCCACUCCUGGCUGUGACGGCAGUGGCCACAUCACUGGAAACUAUGCAUCCCAUCGCAGUCUGUCUGGGUGUCCUCUUGCUGAUAAGAGUCUUCGGUCCCUCAUGGCGACCCACUCUGCUGAACUCAAGUGCCCCACUCCAGGAUGUGAUGGUUCAGGACAUAACACUGGAAACUACGCCUCCCACAGAAGUUUGUCUGGGUGCCCCCGUGCCAAGAAAAGUGGAUUAAAAACAGCCCCCACCAAGGACGACAAGGAGGACUCCGAGCUCUUAAAAUGCCCCGUGCCAGGCUGUGACAGCCUGGGUCACAUCAGUGGGAAGUACGCCACGCAUCGCAGUGCCUAUGGGUGCCCGCUAGCUGCCCGCAGGCAGAAGGAGGGGAUGCUCAAUGGAAACCCUUUCUCCUGGAAGGCCUUUAAGACGGAGGCCCCCACCUGCCCCACCCCCGGCUGUGAUGGAUCAGGACACGCCAACGGCAGCUUCCUCACACACCGCAGUCUAUCUGGCUGUCCCAGAGCCUCCUUUGCCAAGAAGAAAGCCAAGUUCCCUGGAGAUGAGUACCUGAGCACCAAGUUCAGGGCCAGCGACGUUCUGGAUAAUGACGAGGACAUCAAGCAACUCAACAAGGAGAUCAAUGAGCUCAACGAAACCAACAACGAGAUGGAGACAGACAUGGUGAACCUGCAGACACAGAUCUCAUCCAUGGAGAAGAACCUGAAGAACAUUGAGGAGGAGAACAAGCUGAUAGAGGAGCAGAAUGAGGUUCUCUUCAUGGAGCUAUCUGGCCUCAGCCACGCCCUGAUCCGCAGCUUGGCCAACAUACGCCUCCCACACAUGCAGGAGCCAAUCACUGAGCAGAAUUUCGACAGCUACUUGAGCACCCUGACUGACAUGUACACCAACAAGGAGUGCUACCAGAACCCGGAGAACAAGGCUCUGCUGGAGAACAUCAACAAGGCCGUGAAGAGCAUCAAGGUGUGAAAACCUCCACGGGGAAAAAAUUGUGAAAACAUGUCAAAUGGAGGAGAGAGAUGGCGUCAAGAGACCACAGUAUAUUUACAGAGAAUACAAAUACAAAAAAGGGCAUUCAGGUUUUAUAAACGACAACUUAAAUUAAACCCAGGGAGCAUUCUGUAAAGAAGAAAAAACGUAACUAGGACCAAAAUCCAAACAUGCUGCUGUUGGGAUCGGUAGGAGGAUGUGGAACGGAACCAAAUCCUUUAGUUUGAAUUGAUGAAAAAAUAUAUAUCUGGGCUUUUGAUUGUUUGUUUUAUGUUAUCUUUGUCGUUUUCAUGUCUGUCCUGUUUUUGAGGUAUCUCUGUUUUGGAGGUAUCUCUGUUUUGGAGGUAUCUCUGUUUUGGAGGUAUCUCUGUUUUGGAGGUAUCUCUGUUUUGGAGAUAUCUUUGUUUUGAAGGUGUCUCUGUUUUGGAGGUAUCUCUGUUUUGGAGGUAUCUCUGUUUUGGAGAUAUCUUUGUUUUGGAGGUAUCUCUGUUUUGAAGGUAUCUCUGUUUUGGAGGUAUCUCUUUGACUGUCCCAAUGUAUUCUGUAAUUCAAGCUUUAGUUCAGCAACAAUUUGGAGAAGAAAGAAAGAAAGAUGGAAGUAGUGGGUAUGAUCUGCCUACAUGAGGUGAAGAAAACCGGCUAGAAAAUAACAAAAACAAAGCUGAAGAAACGUGAACAUUGUGUCCUAGAGAAGACACGAAGGCUUCAGAAAGGAUGCUCUGGGGCAGGAUAAGGAGAGUGUGCUUGUGAGCGCUGCAGUACUCCUAUUGAGGAGAAGCAAAUGGAGAAUCACUGAACUCUGAGGUCUUCUUGAGCAAUGGUUCAUGUGCUUAUUGUUGUUACUACUGCAGCAAAGAUGUCAACAUGGCUCCAUGUCUCAAUUCAGCGGAACAGCUCUUCAAAUGAAGAUUAAGUCACAAAUCACUGGGGGGGGGGGGGUUCUCUUCUGAAAUCAACAGUACAGCCUGUUAUAUAUUUUUUAUGGAACAACUGGUGUCUGAGAGCAGCAAAUGCAGCCUUUUUUCUUUGAACUGAAUUAUGAUAGUAAUGGUCAAUUCCAGUUAGUCAUAUCAAUAGUUUUUAUGAACAUAGAAAUUGCACUUCAUUUCAAUGAAUAGUUUGUGGUACAAUAAUUAUUGUUAUAUAAAUUAUUUAAAUUUGUGAAUGCUCAAAUUGUAAUUUAUUUCCAUUUUAUGUUAACCUACUAUUUAUUUAAUAUUAUCUAUUUAUUAACUUUUGUUUUAUUGUUUUGUAAAACAAAAAAAUGCAACCCUGCUGGUCUAUCAUGGCUAUAAAGAUUUUAAACAGGGAUUCUUCUACGUCAAUAUUUAAAAAUCUAUAUAGAGAACUGUUCACACUUUUGUUUUUAAUAAUUUUUUUUUUUAAACAUUUUUAAGUGCAGAUAUUUUAUAACUGACAAGGUUUUGAUAAUUUUAUAAAAGUGAUUUCAUUUCUGUUAUUUCUGUUAUUAUAAAGUAUCUUCAGAAAAUCCACGGUUUAAAAAGAAAUUAUGUAUUUAUUAUUUAUUUAACAUUGAAGAAAUUGACUGUCAUAUGGUUGUAUAUUUAUUUAGUCAUUUCUGUGUGUGCUGUGAUGGCUAAGUCUUAGUAGUCUUAAAAUCCAUUGCUAAUAUUUAAAUAAAGAAGAAAAAAAAUGGUCAGAAAGAAAAAAAUAGAAUAUUGUUUGAUUUACUUUCAUAGAUAUACCAGCAGUUCCUCCUAAGCAGAAUAACCAACAAAAGCAGUCACUGUUCUGUUGGUAUCAGAUUGUCUUUGUGUCAGCCAUGAUUUGUUUGCGUUUUGUCAGGAAAAAUAAGACCAAGAAAAUAGAUAUAAGGAUCAAAUGUUACCUCUCCUAGCGCUUUGUAGUGGCCAACACUGGCUAACCCAAAACAUCUUUAAUGUACGAUAGACGUUUUAAUGCCUUUUGAUAAAAUAUUUUUCUCUGUUCAUUAUUUUCUCUCAAUGUGUUGAGCAGAAGCUCCAUAGAGCUCUGUUCCAGUGUGUUCCAUCUAGACUGGAUGUCUGUGUCUAAAAAACUUAAAGGACAUCUCAAGGAAAAACUAAACCAUCAAGGAGGAUGACAACUAUUAUCAGAUCCACUUCUAUGCCCUUGUAGCCUUAUUCUAGAUUUCAUUUGUUGAUGCACAAAGUGCCACUAAACCCUCACUUUCUUUCCUGAUUCUUUGCAUUCUGCAAUGUACAAUGUCUGGUCACGUGACAUGACCAGGGCAUCAGACCGAGAGUUGGGAUUGUUUCAGAUGCCUUUAUUUCUUUGCCAAGAUGGCCAUAAGUACACUAUAUACACAUUCUGUAUAAAUAGAAUUUUAAAAGCUAUAUAUAUGAAUAUAAACAUACAUAUAUUUUUCCAGUGUAAUUGUUGACUCUUUUUCUCUUGUAUUAGCUUAUCAGAGGAACAAUACCUGCCUGAGAGUUGUGACGACUAGAGGCGAUUAUGACUGUGGCUUUUUAGGUUUCCUUUUCUAUGGAUUUCUCUAUCUUUGAUCCAGACAUGGUGAAGAUGCUAACGCAUGUUGUAGUGAAUCUGAAAUGCUAAUGUAUGUUGUAGUGAAUCUGAAAUGUCUGUAAUCUUAACUAAAUGGUUGGCUCUUCGUUCAAAUGUCCUGUGAGUGAGUUAAUGUAUAGAGAGGCCUCUUCAUAGUGGUCACAUUGGCGCUAUAUUGUGCAGUACUGUGUCGUUGUGAUAAGGUUAUGAUGAGGUCAGUUCACAAACACGGAUCACAACGUCAAAAAGCCAAUAGGAAAAGUGUAGUACUUGCUCUGAGUGAUCUGUUGCAGCUAGUGGUAGACCCUGUGAUAAUAUGAUGAGGUAGCAUAGUGGUAGACCCUGUGAUAAUAUGAUGAGGUAGCCUAGUGGGAGACCCUGUGAUAAUAUGAUGAGGUAGCAUAGUGGUAGACCCUGUGAUAAUAUGAUGAGGUAGCAUAGUGGUAGACCCUGUGAUAAUAUGAUGAGGUAGCCUAGUGGGAGACCCUGUGAUAAUAUGAUGAGGUAGCCUAGUGGGUGACCCUGUGAUAAUAUGAUGAGGUAGCCUAGUAGGAGACCCUGUGAUAAUAUGAUGAGGUAGCCUAGUGGGAGACCCUGUGAUAAUAUGAUGAGGUAGCCUAGUGGGAGACCCUGUGAUAAUAUGAUGAGGUAGCCUAGUAGGAGGCCCUGUGAUAAUAUGAUGAGGUAGCCUAGUAGGAGGCCCUGUGAUAAUAUGAUGAGGUAGCCUAGUGGUCGACCCUGUGAUAAUAUGAUGAGGUAGCCUAGUAGGAGACCCUGUGAUAAUAUGAUGAGGUAGCCUAGUAGGAGGCCCUGUGAUAAUAUGAUGAGGUAGCCUAGUGGGCGACCCUGUGAUAAUAUGAUGAGGUAGCCUAGUGGGAGACCCUGUAAUAAUAUGAUGAGGUAGCCUAGUGGGAGACCCUGUGAUAAUAUGACGAGGUAGCCUAGUGGGAGACCCUGUGAUAAUAUGAUGAGGUAGCCUAGUAGGAGACCCUGUGAUAAUAUGAUGAGGUAGCCUAGUGGGAGACCCUGUGAUAAUAUGAUGAGGUAGCCUAGUAGGAGAACCUGUGAUAAUAUGAUGAGGUAGCCUAGUGGGAGACCCUGUGAUAAUAUGAUGAGGUAGCCUAGUGGGUGACCCUGUGAUAAUAUGAUGAGGUAGCCUAGUGGGAGACCCUGUGAUAAUAUGAUGAGGUAGCCUAGUGGGAGACCCUGUGAUAAUAUGAUGAGGUAGCCUAGUAGGAGACCCUGUGAUAAUAUGAUGAGGUAGCCUAGUGGGAGACCCUGUGAUAAUAUGAUGAGGUAGCCUAGUGGGAGACCCUGUGAUAAUAUGAUGAGGUAGCCUAGUAGGAGGCCCUGUGAUAAUAUGAUGAGGUAGCGUAGUGGGCGACCCUGUAAUAAUAUGAUGAGGUAGCCUAGUGGGAGACCCUGUGAUAAUAUGAUGAGGUAGCCUAGUAGGAGACCCUGUGAUAAUAUGAUGAGGUAGCCUAGUGGGAGACCCUGUGAUAAUAUGAUGAGGUAGCCUAGUAGGAGACCCUGUGAUAAUAUGAUGAGGUAGCCUAGUGGGAGACCCUGUGAUAAUAUGAUGAGGUAGCCUAGUAGGAGGCCCUGUGAUAAUAUGAUGAGGUAGCCUAGUGGGAGACCCUGUGAUAAUAUGAUGAGGUAGCCUAGUGGGAGACCCUGUGAUAAUAUGAUGAGGUAGCCUAGUGGGAGACCCUGUGAUAAUAUGAUUAGGUAGCCUAGUGGGCAUGGAUGGUAUAACUAGCUUUCAGCCAGUGUAAUGAAAUUCUCUUGUGUAUUAUUUUUUUUUAAACCAUUGAAAAUGCCAGUAUUUGAGCAUGGACUUCUAAGAGCACACUGGGUAAUGGCCGCUAACAAUGUACUGGUACUCACCGCAGCAGAGUGAGAAAGAGAAACAAAGAACUGUGUAUUUAACCUGUUUGUGUUUUAAUGUCAAUCUAAACAUUGUUUGAGAUGUAGAAUUCCCUUUGCAUCAGUGUCCGGGGGUUUGAUUCAAUUAAUGCUAUCGCGUUUUUGAUAUAUGGCAGUAAUACUUUUCAGACCAAACAUUUUGACCAACCCCUCUAUUCUUUUUAUAGAGGGGAUGCAGAGUUUGGCUCGCAGGUUACUGGGAAGAGCUGACUAUAGAGGGGAUGCAGAGUUUGGCUCGCAGGUUACUGGGAAGAACUGACUAUAGCAGCAUAAUAAUAUUAUGCUAGGACAUUAGCCAAAGCUUGCGGUGAUAGCAGGGAUUGGAUCAAGCCCUCCAAGUGAAAAGAGAGGAACAUGUGGGAGUAGAGAUUGAUUUGCAGGGCUAGAGGUCUCCCUCUUGGUUUGAGAGAGAGAGAGGCGUUUGUUGCAUAAAUAUGUGUCCAUCACUCAGAAUUUCAAAACCUUUAAUGGCUACUACCCUUUUGUCUUGUGUAACCUUUCCUCAGGAAGGAGUUCUUCAUACAUUUGAUUAAGAAAGUAGCUUAUUCUUCCUCCUCCCUUUAAUGCAGAAGUAUACUAGACUAGGAGAGAAUGAAGAUUAUGAUUGUUCUGGUAUCUUAUUUGAUAUGGCAUGACCCCUUUUAAACUGCUUGAACUGCACUGAGGUCUGAGAUAAAAUGGCUAAAUGAUAAAGAUAGUUACAGAACUUUAAUGUAAUCAAGUGUUAACAACAACAGCUUGUACAUUUGAUAAUGAUUGAUGAACAUAUUCUUCACAUAAGGAGUUUAUGUCUUCCAUAUUUGUAAUGUUUUAGUCUUUUUUCUAAAUGGCCGAUUGUGAUUGGAUAGAAGCACUGAAAAUGUGGACUGUGUCAAAUUGGCACAGAGUAGGUAGGGUGUGUGACUGGUCGGUUAAAUAGAUGGUCAUGUUACGCCAACCAAUGCAAUGCUGUGUUGACAGUUUUUAUUUAUAAACACUACAUUUGACUACAUGGAUGAUAAUGUUAAUGUCUGCGGAUGAGACAUGAUGGUGCAGCAUGGUGACAUAUUGUGCCAUGUCAUGUGAUUGUGACAUGGCAUGUAAAACUAUCAAUUUCAGUUUGAUAGUUGUAAAUGAUGUGGUCUCAUGGAGUGGUUGUAGAAGUACAGUGUUGCAUGUAAAAAGCAAAGUCUCUGUUUGCUCUGAUCAAAAGUGAUCACACACCUGUGAAUCCCCCUGAAUAAUGCAGAACAUAAAACCAAUGAUCUAAUAUUUCAGUCUACGAUAGGCCAGGGUAUACACAGAUCCCCAGUAGAGUACCCUGUAAACAUGAGAAAAGAUAGCCCAAAGCUCCCUAUUCUGAGAUUGGUACACAUCUGGAGGCCCCUGAGAAUGGUCCCCUGAUUCUGUUCUCUCCAGACAAGGGAGGGAGAGAGAGCCAAUCGUUAGGUGCCUAUACUUCAAACGUUCACAUCCAAUUUAAAAACACAAAAUGUAACAAAUCAAAGUAGAUCACAUGCGUACAUACAAACCACACUAACAUCCCCAGUAGAAAGGCAUGUCUCGUAGAAUGGUACAACAUGUCGUUGAGCUAAUCAAACCAAAACGAACCCCCUCUAUAGGUUCUGUAGCUUAAAGCUGUGUGAUUUUAUCAUGUGUGCCUUUCUCGCUCCACUCACUGCAAGCAAAGGUGUGUUUACAUUUGAAGAAGCUGGCUCAAAUCCUGCUCAGGAGGUUGGCAAGGGUGAAGAUGCCUUUUUCAGGGGGUCAGGGAGGGUUGGGGGGCUAUUAAAAUAAAAUAAAAGAUGAAAUAUGUCUUUGACAGGCAGGAGAAGAUACUAUUAGUGUUGCUGUGGUGACACAUUCAUUGUUGUUACAGAGACACAAAACAUCAAUAUGUUAUAAUGGUAAAGAAACUGUGAUCUAAUUACGAUGAUUCAGGUACCAAACUGCAUGGACAGUUUCUGUGAAGGAAAUAUCAAAUGAACAUAAACUUUAUUAUAGAUAAUGCAUUAGUGUGUAGGGUAUUAUUUUGAAACAAGUUGAAGUCUCUGUACAUAUUUGUAUUAAGGAACAAUGUUAUUGUUGUUGUAUUAAAGAACAUUUGGGGGAAAAAGUACAUAGAGUUUGUGACUAAAUCCACAGCCAAGGGUUGUCCUGCUAGCCCAUUUUUACAGAGAUGAGCUAUUUUUACUGGUAAUUUUAUAAGCAUUGAUAUUAAUAAUAUCCUUUUGAAAAUUACAAACUUCCAAAAUUACAAGCACUUCCACAAUGAUAGAUAGUAAGGAUUUUUGUUACUUUUGUAGAGGUGGUUGUUCUUUUGCUACCAUUUUGUAAAGCAGGACAAGGCCUUGGCUGUGUGUUCUCCGGGUCUCCUGUUUUCUUUUGGAAGUUAACUCUGUAGUUGGGCUGAAAUUGUGACUCUGUGUUUGUGUCCAUGUUCUUGUGUUCCUGUGUCAGUGUUAUAAACAAGAGAAGUGAUGUCAGUUAUUGUGGGGGUAUCAACCAUGUUAUCUAUGAAAAACAUUAAUAAAGAAUUAUAGACAAGU
Messenger RNA from Coregonus clupeaformis (lake whitefish), 10077 nucleotides. RefSeq names its product myelin transcription factor 1. The transcript is spliced from 17 exons. Gene Ontology annotation, molecular function: zinc ion binding; DNA-binding transcription factor activity, RNA polymerase II-specific; RNA polymerase II cis-regulatory region sequence-specific DNA binding. The coding region runs from base 713 to 3097 and encodes 794 amino acids. Gene Ontology annotation, cellular component: nucleus. Gene Ontology annotation, biological process: regulation of transcription by RNA polymerase II. Lineage: Eukaryota; Metazoa; Chordata; Actinopteri; Salmoniformes; Salmonidae. The record is from RefSeq and is a predicted model, not a curated record.